This is a messenger RNA of Octodon degus (degu), 1658 nucleotides long. RefSeq names its product cyclin N-terminal domain containing 1 (gene Cntd1). The transcript is spliced from 6 exons. The coding region runs from base 264 to 1163 and encodes 299 amino acids. Gene Ontology annotation, biological process: reciprocal meiotic recombination. Gene Ontology annotation, cellular component: site of double-strand break. NCBI's taxonomy places the organism in Eukaryota, Metazoa, Chordata, Mammalia, Rodentia, Octodontidae. The record is from RefSeq and is a predicted model, not a curated record.
UGGCCCUGCCAGCACGUGCUGAAGCCAGAGUCCCCAGUUCUAAAAGCUGGCUUCCUAGUGUGGUGCGGUGGCCAGCUGUGUGUUUGUGCGGCCAGCCAAGCCUUCCAUCGGUGCCCCCCCAGGCAGCAGAGGGUCCCGAGGGACACGGUGCGCACUGUCCUGCCUCUGCUCACUGCUGGCGCAGAGGCAGCUGAGCACCACCCUGGUCGUUGGGGCUCAUCUUUCUCACCUCUGGCUCUCUCUCCCACCCCACCGGGACUUUGAUGUGGUGCCAAGGGCGUGGGGUGGUGUUGGCUGCACUUGUGAAUAAGCCUCUUCUUUCCUGUUUGGCAGAGUUCAUUUUUCUCCUGUCUGAACAAUGGUGUCUGGAGAAAUCCGUGAGCUACCAGGCUGUAGAAAUCCUGGAAAGGUUUAUGGUCAAGCAGGCAGAGGCCAUCUGCGCCCAGGCCGCAGCCCAGCGGGGGGACAGGGAGCGCGCAGAGGCUCGGGACUGGCGGGCUCAGAAGGAGCAGCUCUGCAGCAGGUUUGCCCUGCGCCUGGUGUCCUGUGUUCAGCUGGCCAGCAAGCUUUCCUUCCACUACAAAAUCAUCAACAACCUCGUGGCCUUGCACUUCCUCCAGGCCCUGGGGUAUCCGUACACGAAGGAGGAGCUGCUGGAGUCGGAGCUGGACGUCUUGAAGUCCCUGGACUUCCAGAUCAACCUCUCCACUCCCCUGGAGUAUGUGGAGAUGCUCCUGGAAGUUUUAGGGUACAACGGCUGCGCGGUCCCGGCCACACAGCUGCACGCUACCUGCCUGACCCUGCUCGACCUGGUCUACCUUCUGCACGAGCCUGUGUACAGGAGCCUGCUGAGGUCUGCCGUGGGGAACACCUCGCCCAGUGAGCUGCAAGGGGAGAAGUUCGGGUCGGUGGAGGAGGACUUCAUGCUCCUGGCAGCAGGCGUCAUUGCAGCGAGCGCUUUCAUCCAGAACCACGCGUGCUGGAGCCAGGUCGUGGGGCACCUGCAGAGCAUCACCGGCAUCGCCUCCGGGAGCAUAGCCGAGUUCUCCCACGCGGUCCUGACCCACAGCGUCGGAGCCAGCACUCCAGGGCGGCGGCAGCCGGUGCCUCCCCCCCCAGGCCGCCUGGGCCGCAGGGCCACCGAGGCGGGCAGAAGCUGCUGAGGCCAGUGGCCUCCCACGUGGACGCUUGCGCUCAGGCUGGCAGGAGCCCAGCCUCGGGGAGCCGACGAGUGCCAAGUUUAGGCUUGCUCUGCAUGCCCACGGAGGAGCCAUUGGGCACAAGCAUGUCCUUUCUGUCACACCAGACUGAGUGUCAGAGAGCUGGGCUGAGGUAGAUUGCUGGUGGUGGUGGUCAUUUAUGUCUAACAAGCUAUUUCUGGGUGUCCUUUAAUUUCAUGAAUAGGGACUGUUGAACACAGGGAUAAGUGUGGGCCAAGAGUCCCUGAAAGGAGACUCCGGGUGACCCUGUCACAGAGCUUGCCCGUAUCUCCUUUGAUGUAAGGUCCCUGUUCUUCCACCGAGAGCAACACAGUAAGUAUGCUUUCUCUGUGAAGGUCUGUUUUCACUAGGAUGUUGGAGUUUUUCCCUAGUUUUUUUUUUUCCCCAAAGGCUGUUGAGCUGUAUUCCUGGCUCUUUCCCUAGUUUAAAAACUAAAAC